GGCCGCGUCUGAGUCUGGUGCUUCCUUGGGACGGACUGACCGACGGCUUCUGCCUUCACUUUUCUUUGAGGACCUCCGCGGCCAGAGUAGCGGCUGCCUUUGGACCGGUGUCUUCUGAGAAAAGCGAUUGCACCGGCCGCGUCCUCCCUGCACCGGGCACGUCCGGUCCUCGACUAGCUCCUUUGUUAAGAAUGCUGCUUCCAACCUCUUUUGAUACCAUUUUAUGAAAUAGAGAUGUAGUCCCGCUUCCCCGCCACCUUCAGUAAGUGGUUUAGCCGGACACUGGGCAAUUAGAUCAUGGCAACCAUAGAAGAAAUUGCACAUCAAAUUAUUGAACAACAGAUGGGAGAGAUUGUUACAGAGCAGCAAACUGGGCAGAAAAUCCAGAUUGUGACAGCACUUGAUCACAAUUCCCAAGGCAAACAGUUCAUUCUGACUAAUCAUGAUGGCUCUACUCCAAGCAAAGUCAUUUUGACCAGGCAAGAUUCCACUCCAGGGAAAGUUUUCCUCACAACUCCAGAUGCAACAGGUGUCAACCAGUUAUUUUUUACAACUCCUGAUCUAUCUACACAACACCUCCAGCUGUUAACAGAUAAUUCCUCCCCAGACCAAGGACCAAAUAAGGUUUUUGAGCUUUGUGUAGUAUGUGGAGACAAAGCAUCAGGGCGUCAUUAUGGAGCAAUAACUUGUGAAGGCUGCAAAGGAUUUUUUAAAAGAAGUAUCCGAAAAAAUUUAGUGUAUUCAUGUCGAGGAUCAAAGGACUGUAUUAUUAACAAGCACCAUCGAAACCGCUGUCAAUACUGCAGGUUACAGAGAUGUAUUGCGUUUGGAAUGAAACAAGAUUCUGUUCAGUGUGAAAGAAAACCCAUUGAAGUAUCACGAGAAAAAUCUUCCAACUGUGCUGCUUCAACAGAAAAAAUCUACAUUCGAAAAGACCUUCGAAGCCCUUUAACUGCAACUCCAACUUUUGUAACAGAUGGUGAAACUGCAAGGUCGACAGGACUGUUAGAUUCUGGAAUGUUUGUGAAUAUUCAUCAGUCUGGAAUAAAAACUGAGUCGGCUGUGCUGAUGUCACCAGAUAAGGCUGAAUCAUGUCAGGGAAAUUUAAGUACACUGGCCAGUGUGGUUACAUCAUUAGCAAACCUUGGAAAAACUACUAAAGAUCUUUCUCAGAAUAGUAAUGAGCUGUCAGUGAUGGAAAGCUUAAGCAACAGUGAUACCUCUUUGUGUGAAUUUCAACAAGAAGCGCAGACCAAUGGUGAUGUUUCAAGGGCAUUUGACACUCUUGCAAAAGCAUUGAAUCCUGGAGAAAGCACAGCCUGUCAGAACUCAGUAGAGGGCAUGGAAGGAAACGUACAGCUAAUUGCUGGAGAUUCGAACAUAAAUUACAUCGAAAAAGAGGGGCCACUUCUCAGCGAUUCACAUGUAGCUUUCAGGCUCACCAUGCCUUCUCCUAUGCCUGAGUACCUGAAUGUGCACUACAUUGGGGAGUCUGCCUCCAGACUGCUGUUCUUAUCAAUGCACUGGGCACUUUCGAUUCCUUCUUUCCAGGCUCUAGGGCAAGAAAAUAGUAUAUCAUUGGUGAAAGCUUAUUGGAAUGAACUUUUUACUCUCGGUCUUGCCCAGUGCUGGCAAGUGAUGAAUGUAGCAACUAUAUUAGCAACAUUUGUCAAUUGUCUUCACAGUAGCCUUCAACAAGAUAAAAUGUCAACAGAAAGAAGAAAGUUACUGAUGGAACACAUCUUCAAACUGCAGGAGUUUUGUAACAGCAUGGUGAAACUCUGCAUUGAUGGAUAUGAAUAUGCCUACCUGAAGGCAAUAGUACUCUUCAGUCCAGAUCAUCCAGGCCUAGAAAACAUGGAACAGAUUGAGAAAUUUCAGGAGAAGGCUUACGUGGAAUUCCAGGAUUACAUAACCAAAACCUAUCCAGAUGAUACCUACAGGUUAUCCAGACUGCUGCUCAGAUUGCCAGCUUUAAGGUUGAUGAAUGCCACCAUCACUGAAGAAUUAUUUUUCAAGGGUCUCAUUGGCAACGUACGGAUUGACAGUGUCAUCCCACACAUUUUAAAAAUGGAGCCUGCAGAUUAUAACUCUCAAAUAAUUGGUCACAGCAUUUGAAAGCUGGGAUCACAGUGCCAUAAACUUACUGUUCUCUCCUAGAACAUAAGAAGACACCAAAUUGAACUCACUGCUUCCAGGGUAUCUGGAAAUUUUGACUUUCAAGAGUAACCAAAAUCUAAGAAAUUUUAAAGAAUUUUUUGAAGUGACUGGGCAGGUAGCAGGAAGUAGCAUUUUCCCUUCCUGUCUUAUUUAAAUGAGUAGGAAACACUAUGAAUUUAUUCUUGGUAAAGGGGACAAGUGAAACUGUCACCUUUUGACUAAACUAAGAUCUCUCUAUUUUAUUUUAUAAAACAAAUAAAUUAGUUUUUUUUUUUUUCCUUCUGAAUUGUGUUCUAUUCCUGUUUAACUUCAUCAUGAUCUAGUACAAACACAUAAUGGUCAGAAAUUCCUAAAGAGGAGUUCCUUAUAUUUACUCUUCUGUAUGAUGUUUUAAUUACUGUGACAAAAGAAGAUUAUUUUAUGCUUAAUGGUAUAAUGAUAAUAUCAGAACUACAAGAAAUAAUUGGGUCUAUAUUUUUUGUCUUUUGUAAAUAGCGCUGCUCAGCAUACACCAGUCUCAUUGCUGGCAAUGAGGUGGGAGCCAUUCAUGACCUUAAGAGCUGACAUUUCUAGUGUUGUGUGUUAUUAGUUAUAAGCACUUUUUAUUUAUGUAGCUAAAAACUGUUUUUGAGAAUAAAAUGGGGUUCAUCUUUUCAUAGAUUUGGAUUACUGCUGUGUUCUAAAAGUAGUAGAAACUAAGCCCAAAAUGUUUCAGUAUUUCAAAAUAGGUAUGAAAAUUGUUGCUCUUGCAUUCUGCAAAAAGCACCUGACCUCUGUCCCUCUUUCUGACCUGUGUUUCAGCUUCCUGAUCUUGUCAUGGGUGUUAGCCAGUUUCUUUUAGGUCAUUAGAAAAACUCACCCAAUUUGUUAAAUAGAUUUAUUGUAGCCAGUCUGCAUUUUCAAGGUGAGUUAAACAGUAAUUUUAAAGCAGCUGAUAGUUUUCUAAGAUAAAUAUGCACUGAUUUUUCACUGUAAUGGGGACAUGGCAUGGAGGGGGUAGCUACAUUAAUAAUAACAGAAGGAUUGGCCUGAAGCCGUGUUAUUGCCACAACAAAAACACUGACUUCUUGAGUGUCUUCCACAGUAAUAUUCUCCUUAGCAGAUCUGAUACUAUUAAAUAUUUCCUUGCUCUGAUUUCACAGUGAAUUAUUUUGAUAUAUCUAUUUGUUGAUUUUUAAAACAUAAAAAUGGAGAUUUUAUUGCACUCAGAAAACACUUUUUAUAAAGAUUUUUUUCAAUAGAAAUUGAAAGUUUUUUGUGGGAUGGAUGUGUGGAUUUAUUAAUCACUACUUUCUAGUAAUGAAGUAUUUAAAAGUAUCAACUUAUAGUAUAUACCAGCUAAUUAACGGAAACUUUUUUUCCUUUUUAAAACAUGAUUUGAAGCCAGCCGGUGGCACAGUGGUUGAGGUGGCUGGAUCCUCCAUA
Molecule: messenger RNA, 3585 nt
Organism: Tupaia belangeri chinensis (Chinese tree shrew)
Lineage: Eukaryota; Metazoa; Chordata; Mammalia; Scandentia; Tupaiidae
Gene: NR2C1
Product: nuclear receptor subfamily 2 group C member 1
Exons: 14
Coding region: 298-2118 (606 amino acids)
Biological process (GO): regulation of DNA-templated transcription
Molecular function (GO): sequence-specific DNA binding; DNA-binding transcription factor activity; zinc ion binding
Source: RefSeq, a predicted model, not a curated record